UACCGCGCGCGUUCCCGAGCUAGCUACUUGCAAAUCUCUUUGCACAAGAAAUGAUAAUAUCGCUGGCACGUCAAACGAUAACAGCACGAAUAACCGUUCUUAUCAUUUUUUUUUUCUAUUUUCCUCUCUCUUUCUCUAUUUAUUUUUUCUUUCUUUAUUUAAUCCCUGCCAUUUGUUGUCUCCUCUCUUUAAUAAUUUCCUUCAUUUUCUCUCUCUCUCUCUCUCUCUCUCCCUAUCUUUUUCCCUUCUCUUUUUUCAACUUCUCAAUUAUUUGCGCUGUUGUUACAGUGAGCAUCACCAGCUUUCAGGUUUGAAGUGUGCCGCGACUGCGGUUUCGAUCCUGCGCUCUUCGCUUUUUCGAGGCGUUCGAUCAAGUCAAGAGAGCGCCUCCAUUUUGACAGUACGUCGGCGAGAUCGCGUGGAACACGCGGAACAUCUGCGUGCCUAUUUUCGUUGGCUAGUGCGGCAGACAGAGGUACUGAUCUCUGUUAGUACGGGCGUACAGAAGAUAAUACUGUGUCUGUGUGCUAUCUUACACGCGAAGUUUCCUUACGAAUACAGCCUGAGUGCAACGCAUCAUGGCGGGGGAAACCAGAUGGAUGCCAUGUCAGCUGAAAGUUGAAACGAAUUUGUGCAACGGCGAUUACGAUGGCAUUAUUCUGGUGUCAGGAAAUCCUCCUGGCUGCAACGAGCCGGAACCCUUCAAAACCGUCCUUUACGCUGCUGCCCAGAUCGAUGCUGCACUGGGCGUGAUCGGCGCGGUUUUGCCCAUCAAUUUGCUCGCAAAAAGGCUCAUUUACAGUCCAACGGGUCCGUUUAACAUGGAUUAUCACGAUGUGCGGAGCUUCGCAGAAGCUGCCACGAAGGGAAUAAAGCGAGCUUUACAAGCUGGUGUGAAGUGUCCUUUAUUAGUGCUGUUGCCGGAUGACCGUUUAGAGAACGUUGAGCUGGUCACGCUUCUUGGUGCACUCGAGGCUCUCUACGUGCCUUUGGAGGUGCGAGAGAUAUGUCCGGAUCGGCUUUACAAAGUGUGUCAGCUCGGAGUGUGGAGUCCGAUUUGCCCUAAGAAGCUUCAGGGUAUCGUGAAGCUCGCCUCAGCGCUCGAGAGUGGCAGAUACGUCGCGAGGGACAUUGGAGGCGCAGAUCCCGAAAGAAUGGCACCUCCACGAGUGGAGGAGUAUCUGGCGGAGCUGUUUUGCGGAUCGAAUAUCACGAUGCAAGUGAUAUCCGAUCAGGACACGCUGCUUCAGGAAUAUCCGUUGUUCGCCUGUGUAAAUCGCGCCGCCUCGGUGAUACCGCGUCAUGCCGGUAGGAUUAUAUUUUUGACCUACGAGCCGCCCGCCUGCGUCUUGGAGACGAUCAUGCUCAUAGGAAAGGGUGUCACUUACGAUACCGGUGGCGCCGACAUCAAGUGCCAGGGUAUCAUGGCAGGCAUGUCAAGGGACAAAUGCGGCGCGGCCGCCUGCGCCGGAUUCAUGCAGACGGUGAAUUUAUUGCAACCACCGACGGUGAAGGUCGUCGCCGCAUUGUGCGUGGUAAGAAAUAGCAUAGGCGAGAACUGUUAUGUCGCCGAUGAAGUGAUAACGGCGAAAUCCGGCGCGAGGGUACGCGUGGGCAACACGGACGCCGAGGGCAGGAUGGCUAUGGCCGACGCUCUGUAUCAUCUUAAAGAAAUGGCCCUGUGUUCCGUGAACCCGCAUCUCUUUACAGUAGCCACGUUAACAGGCCACGCAAUGUUAUCCGCCGGGCCAGGAUAUUGCAUUGCGAUGGAUAAUGCGGUGGCACGACUAUGCAGUAAUGCGGAGAAGCUUCAAGCUUCCGGCGAAACAAUGGGCGACCCGUUUGAAAUAUCGCGAAUACGUAGAGAGGAUUUUUGCAGCCAUGAAGGAAGAGCGGAAGGUGACGACAUUCUUCAAGCGCUGAAUCAACCUAGUUCCAAAACUCCGCGAGGUCAUCAAGGACCGGCCGCCUUCUUAAUUAAGGCGUCUGGAUUAGACAAGCAUGGUAUUGGAUCAGAGAAGCCUGUAAAAUACAGUCACUUGGACAUAGCCGCCAGUGCCGGUGAACUACCCGCACAACCAACCGGUUCUCCGAUUUUAGCAUUAGCCAAAGCAUUUCUUUUUGACAAAAUAGAUACUGCGGACGCCAAAGAUCCGUGAUACAUUAAUGCCAACUGACUUAUAUAUAUAUAUAUUUGUUACAAUAUAUUUUAAAUAAUUAAUAUUUGAAUUAUGCACUUUUGCGCGUAAAGAACUUUGGGCAUAAACUGGAGGUGGAAAUAACGAUUAAUCAUCCAUAAAUCCUUGAUUCUCAGAGGUUUUGGAAGCUGUAACAUAAAUUUCAAUCGUAAACGAUUAUGCUGGGAUCAUUUGCAAUGGAAGAUUUAUUAAUAAAUAUUACAGGCAUGGAAUUAGAA
Cataglyphis hispanica is the source of this 2416-nucleotide messenger RNA. It is a transcript of the gene Dip-B, whose product is annotated as putative aminopeptidase W07G4.4. Gene Ontology annotation, molecular function: manganese ion binding; metalloaminopeptidase activity. The record is from RefSeq and is a predicted model, not a curated record. The coding region runs from base 579 to 2159 and encodes 526 amino acids. Gene Ontology annotation, cellular component: cytoplasm. Gene Ontology annotation, biological process: proteolysis. Lineage: Eukaryota; Metazoa; Arthropoda; Insecta; Hymenoptera; Formicidae. The transcript has 8 exons.